AUGACCAUUGUAUUUGCUUUGAUGUGGAGGAUCUGGAUCGCGAGAAAUCUGCUUAUUUUCGAAAGAAAGAGCCAAUCAGCAGAGGAGAUUGUGACUCAAGCAGUGAACUAUGCGAGAGAUUGGCAAACGGCGCAACAAAGGAAGAGCAAGCAAGGAACGAAGACACCCAAUCAAUUCCGCUCCAUCAGACAGAUCCCAAGAGGGAACUGGACGACAUGCAAAUCGGAUGCAGCAUGGAAAGAGGAGAAUAAGGUAGCGGGACUGGGAUGGGUCAUCUACAAUGGAAUCAACACCAGCAGAGAGAAGAUCUUGCUCCAGGGAGCGAGCACACAACAAUUUGUCAAAUCGCCGUUAUCAGUUGAGGGAUUGGCUCUACUCACGGCGCUCCACAAGGCAAAGGAGCUUGGAAUCAACAACCUCAUCGUCAUCUCAGAUUCGCAGCAGCUAAUCAAGACUAUCAAUAAGGAGAUCUCCACAAAAGAACUCCACGGGAUUCUUCACGAUAUCCUGGAUUUGGCUUUAGUUUUUGAGAAACUUCGUUCUCUCUUAAUGGCUGCUCCUUCAUCUUCGUCUUCCUCACAUUCUCGCAAUUGGUUAUAUGAUGUCUUCCCGAGCUUCCGCGGAGAAGACGUCCGCGUAGCUUUCCUGAGCCACUUUCUCAAGGAGCUUGAUCGGAAACUGAUCUCUGCUUUCAAAGACAGUGAGAUCGAGAGAAGCCGAUCGCUUGAUCCCGAGCUCAAAAAUGCAAUUAGGGAUUCGAGAAUCGCUGUGGUCAUAUUCUCCACCAAACUACGCCUCUUCGAGCUGGUGCCUUAA
Microthlaspi erraticum is the source of this 816-nucleotide messenger RNA. The record is from the annotation of a GenBank genome assembly. NCBI's taxonomy places the organism in Eukaryota, Viridiplantae, Streptophyta, Magnoliopsida, Brassicales, Brassicaceae.